GCCAUUUUUUGGUCCAGUUGCUGCUCGAGCACCUGAUGUACAGGUCGUGUUGGAGGCACACAGCCCGCCGUGCAGGAAACAUACCACUCGUCUUCGAGAGAAGAACAUCCCCACUCGUGCUAUGAUGUGGGACAGCAGCCCAAAGCAUCUCUCCUGCCUCGCGGCGCUCCUCCUCGCCUUCGCCGCGUAGGCCUUCAGCGUGGGCGGGGCAGCCAAGAUAUUUCAGCAGAGCGACGUCCUCGUCCUGCUGGCGUGCCUCGCCGCCUUCUUCCUCGGCAGCGCCGGGGAGGGCAGCAGGAAGACGGGCCCCGUCGUCGACCAGCUGGACCCAGAGCGCCCCUGGAGCGCACCAUUGAGCGCCCCGAAGAGGCGGUGAAGCAGGGCGGCCGGCCCGACAAGGUGGCGUUCCGUGAGGCGCUUUACGCGUACCCCCGGCUCAGCAGGGUCUCCGAGGCACAGCAGUCGCUCGAGCAGAUGGCAUCCUACGGGCUCGCUCCCGACGCCAAGGCUUAUAGCACCCUGAUCAGGGCCUACGCCUCCAACAACAGGGCGGAGAAGGCGGUGGCCCUCUUCGAGGCGAUGCGAGAGGAUGGCGUCAGGCCCUGCCAGUUUGCUUACCGCGACGCGGUCUGCUGCUUCGUCCGGCUCCAGAGGCUCGAGGACGCCCUCGCGCUAUACAACGAGACGGUCCGAUCGAAGGCGGCCGCCUGCGGCAGCACCUGCCGGUGCCUGAAGCGCGCCUGCCAGAAGCGUGGCUGGACCGGCCUCGCGGACCAGAUCAUCCAGGACACCGCGUGCGGCGAGAAGGCCGAGCUCGUGCUGGAUGCGCCCUCGGACGCUACCACGGAGUGCGGGGGCGGCGCGGAGGGCUCGGAGUCGGAAUGAGUGGCGGCGCGGUCCUGGCAGACCUCAGCCGGCCCUCUCCUCCUCCUCCUCCUCCUCCUCCUCCUCCUCCUCCUCCUUCUAUAAACUUUCCCCUCAAGCUCGAGUCCUACGUCAUACGCCUCCCCGACCGUGCCGUCUCUGGUGCCAGUGGCCAGCGCUCGCCCUGGCUUCCCGUGUUGCGGGUUGCCGCGCGGUCGUGGGCGGAGGCAUCUUUCCUCCGCUGGCAGGCCGCGGACGCCCACGCCGACUUUGACUUCGAAGCUUGCUGAAUGGCAGCGAGCGCAAUGCUUUUGGGGCGACGGAGGAAGG
This is a messenger RNA of Prorocentrum cordatum, 1194 nucleotides long. The record is from the annotation of a GenBank genome assembly. Lineage: Eukaryota; Dinophyceae; Prorocentrales; Prorocentraceae.